UUACAGUUCUAUUUACAGCUCAUAUUGCUUGCGGCAGACUCACACAAGUCUUCCCCCGUUGAAAACAUGACGAUUGCUCCCAAAUCGCCGGCGAGAUUCAAGCUUGGGAGGCAGUCAUCGCUUGCGCCGGAAUCAAGAACCACGAUAGAUACGCUUACGGAAGAUGAAGACGACGAGUUGGCGGCGGCGGCUUCGGCUGGGAUCGUGGAUCCGACGAUUCGUCUAAUGUAUCUAGCCAACGAAGGUGAUAUCGAUGGGAUCAAUAAGAUGUUGGAUUCGGGAACUAAUGUCGAUUACCGUGACAUCGAUGGCCGUACUGCUCUUCACGUCGCCGCUUGCCAAGGACGAACCGAUGUGGUUCAGCUUCUGCUCAGCCGUCGUGCUAAGGUUGAUACCAUGGACCGAUGGGGUAGUACGCCUCUUGCAGAUGCAGUGUAUUACAAAAAUCAUGAUGUGAUUAAACUUUUGGAACAACAUGGUGCAAAGCCUCCGAUUGCUCCUAUGCAUGUCCUAACUGAUAAAGAGGUUCCAGAGUAUGAGAUUCAUCCUACAGAGCUUGAUUUUUCUAACUCUGUCAAAAUUUCAAAGGGUACCUUUCACAAGGCUUCAUGGCGUGGAAUUGACGUGGCUGUUAAGGCCUUUGGAGAGGAGAUGUUUACUGAUGAAGACAAAGUGAAUGCGUUUAGGGACGAACUUGCACUGCUUCAAAAGAUACGCCAUCCCAAUGUUGUUCAGUUUCUUGGGGCAGUUACUCAAAGUACCCCCAUGAUGAUUGUCACAGAAUAUUUACCAAAGGGAGAUCUUCGACAAUAUCUAGACAGGAAAGGACCUCUAAUGCCAGCGCAUGCAGUGAAGUUCGCACUUGAAAUUGCUAGGGGUUUGAAUUAUUUGCAUGAGCAUAAACCUGAAGCAAUAAUCCAUUGCGACCUAGAACCUCCAAACAUACUGCGGGAUGAUUCGGGGCAUCUGAAAGUUGCAGACUUUGGAGUUAGCAAGCUGCUGGUAUUUAAGAAGACAGUUAAAAAGGACAGACCUGUUACAUCAUUGGACAGUUCUUGGCGAUAUAUGGCUCCAGAAGUUUAUAGGAAUGAAGAGUAUGAUACAAAAGUAGAUAUUUUUUCUUUCGCUUUGAUAUUACAAGAGAUGAUAGAAGGUUGUGUACCGUUUCAUGAGAUAGAAGAAAGCGAAGUGCCUAAAGCAUAUAUUGAAGAUGAACGCCCACCAUUCAAUGCUCCAGCGAAAUCAUAUCCUUUCGGGUUAAGAGAGCUAAUCCAGGAUUGUUGGGACAAAGAAGCAUCAAAAAGACCAACGUUUCGAGAAAUCAUCUCUGCUUUGGAAAUAAUAAGUGAUCGAAUUGCACGCAAAACGAGCUGGAAGGUGAUGGUAGGAAGAUGCAUUCCAAGGUUCAGAUUGUUUAAGAAGCGAGAUUAUGUGAAUCCGAGUAGUAACCGUUCAUCAAGCUCAAUCACCAGAUGAGACUCCUCCAAUAUAGCUCUGGUUUGUUUGCCUUUAAAAGGAAAACAAUAUCAAGUUCGUUCUUUUUUUUUUUUUUCUUUUUUAAUAGCUCUUUGUAUAUUUAUUUAUAUGGCAUCACGGCUGGUUUUGUUUAUCUGAAUGAACAUGGUGUGUAUUAUUAUAAUUAUGCUGUGGUAACGAUAUCUCUUAGCUAAUUCGAGUUUGCAUAGUGUAA
Messenger RNA from Camelina sativa (false flax), 1690 nucleotides. Its product is annotated as serine/threonine-protein kinase 12. NCBI's taxonomy places the organism in Eukaryota, Viridiplantae, Streptophyta, Magnoliopsida, Brassicales, Brassicaceae. Gene Ontology annotation, biological process: protein phosphorylation. Gene Ontology annotation, molecular function: protein binding; ATP binding; protein serine/threonine kinase activity. The record is from RefSeq and is a predicted model, not a curated record.